Molecule: messenger RNA, 414 nt
Organism: Trichomonas vaginalis G3
Lineage: Eukaryota; Parabasalia; Trichomonadida; Trichomonadidae
Exons: 1
Coding region: 1-414 (137 amino acids)
Source: RefSeq, a predicted model, not a curated record
AUGUCCGACGUUCCACCAACCGAGUCCAUUCCCAAACCAGAAGAACCGAAAGCUGCAGAACUCCAGCAGCAACCACAGCAACCUCAGUUCCAACAAGGACCUCCGAAUUACUACCAAUUUCCACCUCAAGGUUACUACCCACCACAAGGCUUCCCGAACUACCCUCCUCAACCUAUGCCUUACUUCCCCAACCCUUGGUUGUUCCAGCAAGCUCCACCCCAAUUCAAAUUCCAAUUCCAAUCUCAGUCCAAAAGAGACCAAGAGUUCGAAGAAGGUCUGAACCGCUUACGCAAAGAGUAUGCCACAGCUCCAAUUGAGAGAAAGUUGUUCCCGGACCAAAAAUAUAAUUUAGGUGAAGAGGUGAGAUUUCACCUCUUUUUUCACCUGUUUUUUCACCCUCUUGAAUUUUCAUGA